Messenger RNA from Cannabis sativa, 1618 nucleotides. RefSeq names its product polygalacturonase inhibitor. NCBI's taxonomy places the organism in Eukaryota, Viridiplantae, Streptophyta, Magnoliopsida, Rosales, Cannabaceae. The transcript has a single exon. Gene Ontology annotation, molecular function: protein binding. The record is from RefSeq and is a predicted model, not a curated record. The coding region runs from base 407 to 1405 and encodes 332 amino acids.
AUAACUUAUUAUGUAUGAGAUCGUAUACUUUUAGCUUUAACAUAAUUAGGCAAUUGGUUAAAACAAUAAAGUUGGGUUUACAAUUACAACUUUACAUAUUCAUGAAAAAAAAAAUAUAUUUAUGUUCGUAACUGUUUAAGUAUUGGUAUACAGUAAGAUUUGAGCUGUCAAGACUCAAAAGAGCAAUUCCUAUCUCUCUCUUUCUGUUUUUUCAGACGAUAGAAAAAGGAAAAAAACUCAAAAGAGCAAAAUUUCAUCACGUGUUUCAUGCAUCUAAAGAAAACAAAACACAGACCUACCUACCAAAUAUAUCUUAACAUCAAUUCACAACAACAAUAAAAUACCUCUAUAUAAAUCAAUCACAAACCCUAGUCCUAAUAUCCAUCCCACUAACCAAACUAAAGUUAUGGAGAUGAAAUUAUUCACCACCCUCAUCCUUACUCUUCUCUUCUCCACAACUCUCUUCGACCCUGCCCUCUCAGAGCUAUGUAACCAAAAUGACAAAAAAGCCCUUCUCCAAAUCAAGAAGGCUUUCAAUAACCCCUAUGUCCUCACCUCAUGGCAUGAAGACACCGAUUGCUGUGACUGGUACUGCGUCAAGUGUCACCCUAAAACGCACCGUAUCACCUCCUUAUUUGUCCCCGGUGGUCUCUCCGGAACUAUCCCACCUCAAAUCGGAGACCUUCCUUACCUAGAUAACCUCGACCUUCACAAACAGAUUAACCUCACAGGUCCCAUUCCACCGUCCAUUACUAAACUCAGAAACCUCCAGAGCCUCAGGUUAGACGGGACCAGCAUCAGUGGUUCGGUUCCAGGUUUCUUGAGUCAGCUCACCAACCUCAACUACCUCGACCUCUCUUUCAACAAACUAACUGGACCGAUCCCGGCUUCGCUUUCCAAGCUACCAAACCUUGGCCACCUUAGGCUGGACCGGAACAGACUAACUGGACCUAUCCCAGAUUCGUUCGGAGAGUUCAAAGUGAAGAGGUUUUACUUGGAGCUGUCUCAUAACCAACUCUCCGGUAAAAUACCUGCCGCGUUGGGAAGAAAGAAGGACUUUGCUCAUAUAGACUUGUCUUGGAACAAACUCCAAGGUGACGUGAACUCGAUUUUGGGAUCGGAUAAGAUGGUUAGCCAUGUAGACCUUUCGAGGAAUUUGCUGGAGUUUGACAUGUCUAAGGUUGUCGUUCCCAAGAGCUUGACCUGGUUGGAUCUUAAUCAUAAUAAGAUAACGGGGAGUCUUCCUUUGGGACUGGCUGCAAUGGGCGAUCUUCAGUAUUUGAAUGUGAGUUAUAAUAGGUUGUGUGGGAGGAUUCCAGUGGGUGGGAAGUUGCAGAAGCUCGAAGCCACGUCCUAUGUUCAUAACCUUUGCUUGUGUGGUGCUCCGCUACAACGUUGCAAAUAGUUCUGCAUGGACAUUUCUUCUUUCCAAUGUCGUUUCUCCUCUGUUAUGUCGUUUUAUCGUUGAUGUUGUAUGAGUAAUGUUUGUCGUUUUCUUUUCAAUUCUCUCGUUUUAUUUAUGUAUUAAUUAUUGGCAUGCUGAAUACUCAGCGCUGGCCUCUUGUUUUUAUUUUGUAAACGGCAACAUUUGAAAUGAUAAAACUCAGCUGGUUUAUUA